Molecule: messenger RNA, 255 nt
Organism: Rotaria sp. Silwood1
Lineage: Eukaryota; Metazoa; Rotifera; Eurotatoria; Philodinida; Philodinidae
Source: the annotation of a GenBank genome assembly
AUGUUUGCUAGUUAUGUAUGCCAGUCAACUCGUAUAGUUCCUGUUUUUUUUCCAGUAUUUAACAAAAAAUCAUUUACUAUGGUUAUACCACCACCAAAUGUUACUGGUUAUCUUCAUUUAGGUCAUGCUAUUAUAUGUACAAUUGAAGAUACACUUGCACGAUGGCAUCGUAUGUGUGGUGAUACUCUUCUUUGGGUUCCUGAUUGUAACCAUGCUGGUAUAGCAACACAAGUUGUUGUUGCUGAAAAAUAUUAA